AUGACUGCGCAACAAUUUAGCACCAAGUUCAAUCUGUACACCCGACGUAAUCCAGUGCUUGAGCAGUCUAGCAUUCAACCCGAUGGUACCGGUAACCGGGCCAAUUUUAAUAACUCGCUGGUCACCAAGUUCGUUAUGCACGGCUGGGAUGCGCCACAGGGUUUAGGCCUAUCAUUGGAAUCCAUUAAAAAUGAGUGGUUAAAUGCCGGCGACUAUAAUGUGUUUAUUGUGGACUGGAGUCAAGGGAACCGUUUAUUAUCGUAUGAUCAGACUAAAGCUAAUAUACCUACUGUUGCACAGGCUAUUACAAAAUUAAUUACCGAGUUACAGAGUAAAUCUGGAUUAGAUUUGAACAAGGUGCAUAUUGUUGGCCAUUCAUUGGGCGCACAUAUUGCGGGUUUAACGGGCAAAGCUUUUAAUGGACAGAUUGGUCGCAUAACUGGUCUUGACCCAGCUGGACCUGGUUUUAAAGGCAAACCCUCAAAUGAUAAACUGAGCCCAUCAGAUGCUCAAUUCGUGGACGUCAUACACACCGAUGCGGCCCCAUUGAUAGGUCUGGGCAUUACUGAAAACUCAGGUCACAUUGAUUUUUACCCUAAUGGUGGUAAUCUACAUCAACCUGGCUGCUAUAUUAACAGGAUCACAGAGGUGGUUGAUAACGGUCUAUCCGCUGCUGUGGCCUGUAAUCACCUCCGGGCGUAUGACUAUUACGUCGCAAGUAUUAACCCAAACAACCCGAAAGGUGUGGCCACCCAGUGCUCAAACUUUGUCUCAUAUCUGGCCGGUGGGUGUAAUGUUGAUGCCAUGGAUGAUAAUGUGGCACAUGCUAUAAUGGGUGAACAGGCUAUACUAUCUAAACCUUAUGCAAAUAGCACCAUCGGUCAUAAAUACUAUUUGACCACCACCAUAUCGUAUCCCUAUUUUCGUGAUGCA
Messenger RNA from Medioppia subpectinata, 933 nucleotides. The record is from the annotation of a GenBank genome assembly. NCBI's taxonomy places the organism in Eukaryota, Metazoa, Arthropoda, Arachnida, Sarcoptiformes, Oppiidae.